Messenger RNA from Vitis riparia (riverbank grape), 1044 nucleotides. RefSeq lists its product as uncharacterized. The transcript has a single exon. The record is from RefSeq and is a predicted model, not a curated record. Lineage: Eukaryota; Viridiplantae; Streptophyta; Magnoliopsida; Vitales; Vitaceae. Bases 90 to 854 code for a protein of 254 amino acids.
AUAUAUAUGUAUGCACGCCAGAUCAACCACACCUCCCAUCUCACCCACGUCUCUGCCACCCUAAAUCUCCCAAUAGCCGCCCAACAGCCAUGGUUGUGCCGCUCGGCCCCGGAAAAUUCUACGGUGGCAGUCUUCCCCGCCCCCGCAUCUACACCGACGUCAAGUUCAACUCUUCCCGGGUUGAUCCGCCUGUACCGGUUCUCGAUCCGUUUCUUUCAUGGGCAGAGGAAGCUCAUUGGUCCAUGGGUGGCCUAAACUUCAAGCGCCACAGACUCCAAGGCCGCAUCGAAGGCAGCAUCAAGAAGCUCCGAGAAGAGCGCGAAAGGCUCAUGAGGAAAGCCAAGAGAGUUGCCAAGGGCUCGCCUCCAAGCAUCGCCGUUAAAAUUGACGAUAGCGUUGGCGGAGAGCGGUUGUCUCCCUCCUCGCCUUGUGUUUCGCCUCCUCCGGCUCCUGUGGCAGUGAAGCGGCGGCGUUUAGUGGUGGAUGACGAUGAGGAAGAUGAUGAAGAGGAGUUGGUGCGGCGGAAGCUGGCGAGGAAGCUUGGGGAUGAUUUUGAUAAGGUAGCCCCGGAGAACGUGAAAGGGAAAGGGUUUAUUAGUGCUGAUUCGGCCAAAACUGGGGGAGGUCCAGUGAAUUCGGUGGCGACGCGGACUCGAAGCCGGAGGUCCGAGGAGCACAACUCUAACGACGGUGUUAUGGAGGUGGUUGAACAGGCGAGAAGAUCAAGCCCUAGGGGUAAGAAAUUGAAGGGAGACGAGAGUAAAGGCAGUGGAGAGAAAAAGGGUUCUCCUACCAGUGGGAUCAGUUCAUCACCCAGAACUUCACCUAGGCUAUCAAAGCGAAAAUCGAGCUAGUUGUGACCUCUGAUAAUCAGUUUUCUUCUUUAAUCUAUCAUCUGUAAUGAUCUUAAACAAAAUGAGUACAGGGUCCUGAUUGUGUUUUAAUUUUGAAGUUUGUUUCUAGAUCUUCUAAGAAGCACCCAUGUGAGAAAAUGGAAGUUCUAAGAAGCACCAUGUGAGAAAAUGGAAGUUUGAGACACAAUCA